AUGAUGUCUGGACUGAACAUUCUCCCAUCGUACACUGAUUACUUCCAUCUGAAUACUGCAACUUUCGCUCUUCAAUCCGCCAUUGGUUGGGCUGGGACAGCAACUGCUGGGCUCUUCUAUGGUCAAGUCACCGAUUGGAUUGGACGAAAGAAAGCCAUGUGGCUCAGUGCCGUGAUCACACUCGUCGGAGUCAUUUUACAAGUAUCAGCACAGAAUAUUGCCAUGUUUGUGAUUGCUCGUUUCGUCGUGGGCCUAGGCAACGGUACCGCAUUUCUCUGUGGACCAGUUUAUCUUUCGGAGACGCUUACUCUGAAGUGGCGAGGUGUGGGAUUAGGAAUAUUUAUGUCGUUCUUUUAUGUCGGGGGACUCCUGGCAGCAGGUAUCACGUAUGGAACCGCCAAAUUGGAUUCCACCUGGGCGUGGCGUCUUCCUUCGGCCUUGCAAGGGGUUUUGACCCUUAUCUCGGUGACAGUUCUGCCGUUUGUUCCGGAAAGCCCUCGCUGGUUGGUUUACCGUGGGCGUCAAGCGGAGGCCAUGUCGGUCCUUGCAGCAACAUAUGCUGACGGCAAUCGGGAGGACCCUGUCGUGAUGGUCACUUACAAGGAAAUCUGCGACGUACUUGAGCGCGAGGUCACCGAAGGGCAAAGACUAAAUCCAUAUAUGCUUCUCAAAAAUCACCAGAAUCUUCGAAGGCUGGCGCUGUGCCUUUCGGUUGCUGCCAUUACCAUGCUCUCGGGUAACAACAUCAUCUCUUACUAUCUAGGAAAGAUGUUGGAUAAUGCGGGGAUUACAAACACCAACACGCAGCUGGAGAUCAAUAUUAUUCUCAACGCAUGGUGCCUUGUCUGUGCUCUUGUGGGCACAUUCACUCUGGACGUAGUAGGACGAAAGCCUCUAGCCAUUGUCUCAAGUGUCGCGAUGACAGUUUUCAUCUUCUUGGUUGGAGCCUUGACAAAGCGCAACAGCAACUCGUCCGGAGUCUAUGGCACCGUGGCGCUGAUAUUCCUAUUUCAAGGCUCCUAUAGUCUUGCCUGGACACCACUUGCCAUGCUUUAUCCUCCAGAAGUUCUCAAUUACUCACUUCGAUCGAGUGGGAUAGGAGUGUACACAUUCGCAUCCAACGGGCUGGGAUUGAUGGUGACAAUGUCUUUCCCGUAUGCCCUGGACGCCAUCGGGUGGAAAACUUACAUGAUUAAUGGUUGUUGGGACGUGUUGCAGGUGGUCUAUGUGGUUAUUUUCUGGGUGGAGACCAAAGGAAAGACUUUGGAAGAAGUUGACGAGCUAUUCGGCGUCGAACCGAGUUCAGGAGUGCCACAUCUGGCUACGGUGAUCCAGGGUGUCGAGCCUGGUUUGCGACUUCGCGGCUCAACCGACCUGCCUAUAGCGGCCCCGCUGACUGAAACCAUGGGGAAGCAGUAG
This is a messenger RNA of Exophiala spinifera, 1419 nucleotides long. RefSeq lists its product as uncharacterized. The record is from RefSeq and is a predicted model, not a curated record. Gene Ontology annotation, molecular function: carbohydrate:proton symporter activity. Gene Ontology annotation, cellular component: membrane. Bases 1 to 1419 code for a protein of 472 amino acids. Gene Ontology annotation, biological process: transmembrane transport; carbohydrate transport. Lineage: Eukaryota; Fungi; Ascomycota; Eurotiomycetes; Chaetothyriales; Herpotrichiellaceae. The transcript is spliced from 7 exons.